This is a messenger RNA of Cherax quadricarinatus, 1707 nucleotides long. RefSeq names its product crustacean hyperglycemic hormone. Gene Ontology annotation, molecular function: neuropeptide hormone activity. The record is from RefSeq and is a predicted model, not a curated record. Gene Ontology annotation, cellular component: extracellular region. Gene Ontology annotation, biological process: circadian rhythm. Lineage: Eukaryota; Metazoa; Arthropoda; Malacostraca; Decapoda; Parastacidae.
UGUCCUGCCGAGCAAAUUGGUUCUUAAUGAGGUCCUUCCAUAUAUUAGAACGGAGAACUGCAGAAUCUUGGCAGUGAGACGCCGAAGACGCUCGAAGAGGUUGCCCAUCAACGUCAAUUCAGCUACCCGAGCUUCUGUCCAGGAUCUGUACCACAUGUCUAUAUUCCAGGUUUGCACACUGGGAAGGAUGUGUUUGUGGUUCCUGCUUAUCAUAGGACUUCUCUCCCAGAGCCAGCAAGGUGCGGCCCAUUUCUACAAGAUCCAGCCUGGCACCUUCAAAGAGUUCCAAUACAUCAAUUGCCAAGGAACUUACAACAGGUCCACUUACACCAAGUUAAUCCGCAUCUGUGAGGAAUGUCAGAACCUCUACCGCAAUGACUACACCGUCUCGCUGGAAUGCAAGGAGAACUGCUUCCAGAACGAGAUGUUUGAUAAAUGUGUGCUGUCUCUGCUGCUGGCUCAUAAAGAAGAGGAAUAUAAAAACAUGAUUACUUAUGCCAGCGGGUAGGAGCUGCAGUCACAGUGUUUAAGGUGGUUAGUUCAGUGACCAACUGGUAGUACGUAAUUCAAAUUAACUUUUGUUGGUGUUAUAGAAAUGACAGUCAUGCCUCAAUAACAUGCUAUUAAUAAGUUCUUGUCAGAAUUCAUGAUGUGUUUUUUUUUGUCCAUCCAUUUGCUUGCAGGGGUUGAAUUAUAGCUGCUGGUCCGGAUUAUUAACUACUAACGCGCAGUUUUACUGACUGAGAGCCUCUAUCAUAACUUCUCUCAAAUCUUUAUAUGGUGUUUGCCUCUUUCACUGCUUCAUCUAGUUAAUGUCAUAAGUUAUCCUGAGGUUAGAGAUAUUUCCUAAAAUCUGCGGGCCAGUUAAUUCUUUACCCACCAGCUAUGUAUAAUAUCUCUGGCAUCUGACAGCAUCUAUAAUCCCCUCUUAUUCAUUUCAUACAGCCGUUAGCUUUAUUACUUCUAAAGUGGGUACUCGCCUAGCUAUGGUUGCUGGGGGUCGAAUCUUAACCAUUGUCCCCACUGAACUGAAUAUGACUGGUUUAGCUAGUCUCUUGCUUCAUGAGCCCUAUCGUACUUAUCCCUAACACUGUGCAAGAUAUUUACUUUCACCAUAUUCUUGUCCAGUUUAUUUUACUUCCUGAUCCUCCUGUGCUCGAGGUUGAACAAGUAUCUCCUAACAUCCUUGUGGCUGAUCUCAGUGUCAGCUUCAUGCACCUGCCUCUUAACCUUUUCUACACUGGAAAAGUGGGCUCCUAGCCCCUUGGGAUAUACUAACCCUAUUUUUAAAACCAUGUAUGGAGUCAGACCUCCACUUGUAGUUCAUGUCAGCAAUUAACCACCAGUUGCCAUUAUUUAUUUAUUUUAUUUAUUUAUUUAUUUAUGUCUUUGCAAACAGUACAUUGAGAUUUUAUAUUUACAAUAGUGGGUUGCAAUGCAAAGAAAGCCUCUAUUUUGGCUCUCAGUCCCAAAUGUCCUUUAAAGUGAGACUCCAACCUGAGGAGUGUUCUAAGGGUCAACACCCCCCCCCCCCUCCAUACCAUGUCUGAUCAACCAGGAUGUUGGUGCUAGCCGCAUAAAGUACAUGUAAGCACCCCAGCCUAGCUGGUCAAGAACCAGCUUGAGGAACUUAUCACAUUCUCUUAUCUAAACAAUCAGAGAUCGGUUGGUAAUCCACUAAAUGUAUGGAGGGUGUUGAAAGGUCUU